AUGCUCGAAUUCUUGACUCCUGUCAAUGAUUCCAUUCAACAAUUCGACCUUUCACACGAGUUUUACUUCAUGUUAUCUCAUCAAGGCCGUGUCUUUUCAUUCGGAAAGAAUGUAUGUGGUGUUUUGGGCCUCCGAGAUUUGGAAUCGAGACAAAUACCGACUCUUGUUGAAUUUCCUGAUCUAGAUCAUACCAAUGACAAAAUUGUGGAUUUCAAAUGUGGAGAGAAGCAUGUCUUGUUCCUCUCACAACAGGGAAGGGUAUUUUCAUGUGGAUCGAAUGAGUUUGGACAACUUGGCUCUCGUCACAAGAAGGAGCUCAAUGUGCCUGAGGAAAUCUUAUCAACCUAUUUUGAUUCACCCAUUCGAAAGAUUUUCGUGGGACCUUAUCAAUCAUUCUUCAUUUCAGAAAAAGAGACAAUCUAUGCGUGUGGAAAAAACGACUUGGAUGAAUUAUUUUGUGAUGAUCCCCGAAUGAACAUCUACGGGAAGAGUAUUUUUCGCUUAACAGAGCCGACGAGUAUUUCAAGAAGAGUCAAACAACAAUCGAAGGGGUUGCCUGUGAAGAGUAUUUUUGGAGCAGAUGUAAAUACUGGAUUUCUCUUCGGGGAUGGAACGUUAUUUAUUACCCAUUCGUCAAAUUACAUGUAUGAAUUUGACCAGAACAAGCCAACUCCUGAGCCAUGUUAUGCCAUCAUUCCAGUCCAUAACUCAUAUCACAAUGUGAAAAAGGUUGUUUUUUCCAAGUAUAAUAUUAUUUUUAUUUUGGAGGAUGGUGACUGCUUGGUGUGUGGUGGAGCUGAAAUGUUGGGCACUGCUGACAGAGUUCGUGACUUUGAGAGAAUUUCUUUGGGAAAUAAUGAAAGGAUUGAGGAUGCAAUUUGUGGACAUUUUCAUGUCAUUCUGAAAAGUUCGCAAAGAAAAUUGUACUCUUUUGGUUGCAAUACGUUUGGUGAGCUCGGACUUGGAAACACUUCUACGAGAGAGUCUUUCAGAGAAUUGAAACCCAUGUUGCUUCCAUUCACAUGGGAAGAAAAUGAUCAAGUUCACGUUUUUGCUGGAAGAAAUUGCACAUUCAUCAUGCUUGAAAAACCAAAGGAUGUCGUUGAAAUUCAAAUUGCAAAGCGUGUGGUCAUGUUACAACAGCAGUAUCUUCCUGAAACAACGAAUAACUAUCAUCAAAUGGGAAACAUCUCUUCCAUUCACGUCUCUCUUCCAUUGGUGAAGAGUAUUUCACCUGAUUUGCAUGCCCUUCUCACCAAUCAUGAAUUCAUUGAAAAUUUGAAAGAACGAGAAAUGCGCAUGUUGAAACAUUUGGUGCAAUUCAUUUGUUGUGAAUUGGCUCUCGUUUUGCCAGAUACCCUAUCUAAAGAUCAAAAUGCAGAGGACGACGGACUUGAUCCUUAUACAUCAUAUUUAUUCUCCAUCUUUGAUCGAUUUCUCACAACAAUUAGAGUUCACUCACAAAAGGAAGAUAUUUCAUGUGAUUUGGCUGCGUGUGUAUUUCUGUUGAAUGACAUUUCAGAUAUUGGAGUUCAUUUCAAAGCAUUUAUUUUCAAUGAAUUGUUCAAUAAUGUCUCGACAGAAAAUUCUCUACCAAUUUUGGAGCAGUUCAAUACCUAUCUCACAAUUAAGGUGCUGAAAAAGUCAAAGAAUAGCUUGGUACUCUUAGCGGUUCAGAAGUGUCUCUCCUAUAUGAAAAAUAAUUACCCAGAAAUUGAGAAAUUGUACUCCCAUAGAGAAAACUUUUCUGUCAUCAAACCAAAGAUUAGUGAUGCGAAAACAGAUUUUUUCAAAAUUCAAGUGAAUUGGAGUGAACACGAAAUUGAAAAGGAUCUUGUUUCAUGUCUCAAUACACUCUUCAAUGAGUCGUUAACUAGUGACAUUUCUGUGAUUAUAGAUGAAAAUAAUAAGGAAGAGCUAGUCUUACACAAACAUGUACUUGCAACAAAUAGUCCCGUUCUAGCAGCCCUAUUCCGUGACCAUGACGACACUUCUCAAUCAUCAUUGAUCAAUCUUUACGACUUUUCCUUAAUGAUGCAGGAUGAGUGGACUGAAAUGUUUUUCAACGCAUGUCCAAAAAGUAGAUGUGAAAUUUUACGCAUCCUCUUGGAAAUGUGUUAUUCCAAAUUUGAUUCAGGACUUGAUUUAUCGACUCUCAUUUGUGUACUGUUAAUUGCUCACCAAUUUCAAAUGGAAUUCAUUGUGAAACAUUUAUGUGCCAUGUUGAUCAAUAGAAUUCCUUCUUUGAAGAAUUCACCACUGGAUCUACCGUCACUGUUCCACCUUGCUUCACUUUUGGAGGUGGACAUUAAUUGUAGAGAUUUUACUGAUAGGUUCAUUAUUCAAUGUGCAAGAGAAAUGAAACAAAGCGAAUUGAUCGAACUCAUUAAGAGAUAUGAUGACAAGUUUGUGCCAUCCUUCGUUCAGCGCUUGAGAGUAUUACAAGACUUGACCAAUAAGAACCAAAUGUUGAAAUAA
This is a messenger RNA of Naegleria lovaniensis, 2478 nucleotides long. RefSeq lists its product as uncharacterized. The record is from RefSeq and is a predicted model, not a curated record. Gene Ontology annotation, molecular function: protein binding. The transcript has a single exon. NCBI's taxonomy places the organism in Eukaryota, Heterolobosea, Eutetramitea, Acrasida, Naegleriidae. The coding region runs from base 1 to 2478 and encodes 825 amino acids.